GCCAUGGCGGAACCGCGGCCAUCCACAGACGAGGAGACCGCUCCUCUCCUAAACGAUGGAACAAGCCCCGCCCACGAAGAACCGACUUUCGCUGAACGCGUCGCGGCCGUCUUUGAUGAACCGCUCACCGCGUUGACCAAAGUCCUCAUUGUUCUAGUCGUUCUCUUCUUGCUCCUUGCCUCGAUCUUCAUCGGUCUGUUCGCCGGCGCGCAACACAAGCUGAACACCGGCAAGGGCGAUACCCCAGGAGAGAGCGUGACCACCACCGUGGUCACCACAGCGACAGCGACGACUACCGACGUCCAGACCACCACCAUUAGCGCUCCCAUUCCCGGGCCCACCGAUGCACCAGAAGAGAAAGUAUGCCUCACGCCGAGCUGCAUUACACUCUCCGCCGAGAUCCUCGCCUCGCUCGACACGUCCGUAGACCCCUGCGAGAGCCUGUACGACUUCGCGACCGGCGGAUGGCGCAAGGCGCACCCCAUUCCCGCAGGAAAAGGCAGCUUUGAGUCCUUUGGCGAGCUCGCGGUGAAGAACAAGCAGGUCAUCCAUGCCAUUCUCGAGCCCGCCGAGGACACCAACUCUCUCGCCACCUCCGUGUCGCUCCCGGAUGUGGACGAGGAGGCAGCCAUGCUCGGCUCGCCUGCGGAUAAGGUGUACGACACGCUGUUGUUGAAGAAGCUGCGGUGGUUGUACGGCUCGUGUAUGGAUGAAGACUACCUCGACGAGGUUGGUGCAGCGCCGCUGCUGAAGGUUACCGACACCGUCCGGAAGCUGUUCAACGGUUCCACGACAAUUGUUGACGCGGCCUCCGCUGAAGAAGGCGGACUCGGCAAGGAGAAAAAUCUGAACCUAACUGCCGCCAUUGCGUUCUUGCACUCGAAGGGUAUCCCGGUGAUCUUCGACGUGGAAGUCGACGGUGACGCCGGCGUCGACCCCGACGCGAUGACGCUAUGGUUCACGCAGUCCGACUUCGGCCUGCCGUCCAAGGAAUAUUUUGAGGAAGACGAUAUCGUAGCGCUCUACCAGAGCGUCAUCGAGCGCCUGCUCGAAUAUCUCUACCAGGACACGCCGUCUGCCUCCGCAUCGCUUUCCGCAUCACAGAGCAGCCUCGUCGUCAACGAUGAAGCCGGCACCAGCUACUCCUGGCCGCCGUGGCCCUGGCCACCGUGGGGCGACGACGAUGAUGACGAAGACCUCCCGCCGGCGCCCAAACCCAUCAACUUCACCCAACUCGCCGCCGACGUCGUCACCUUCGAGAAGCGGCUCGCGGCUGCCUCGCUCGCACUCGACAAGCUCUACCAGGAUCCGUUCGGGACGUACAAUCCGACACCCAUCGCGAAUCUCACGCUGGCGCUGCCGCAGAUCGCGUGGGGCGAGUACUUCGCGAGCAUGACGCCGCGCGCGUAUCCCGCGAUCGUGAUCGAGACGUACCCCGCCUAUCCGGCGAAAGUGUCUGAGAUCUUGGCCAAGACCGAGGGUGAGGUCGUCGCAGCCUACUUCGUUGCGCGCGCCGCGCUUGCGCUCGCACCCAACCUCGGGUACGGGACCGUGCCGUGGAAGGUGACGCGCGAGCUCACCGAGGAGCUGCAGGGCAUCAAGAAGGGCGCGGUACCGGACCGAUCGGAAUGGUGCAUCGGCAAGGUCGAGUCUUCGCUCGGGUUUGCUGCUGGCCGCUACUUCGUGAACGAAACGUUCACCGGAGACUCGCGCGAAAAGGCGACGAAGGUGAUCACGGACAUCGUCGGCGCGUUCAAGAAGAGCCUCGAGGAUGUCGAAUGGAUGGACGAGGAGAGCGCCAAGGCGGCUGCCGAGAAGGCGGACGCGCUGAGGGUGAAGGUCGGCUUCCCCAUGUCACCGAACACGCUAGACCCGCGCUCGUUAUAUGUGUACUAUCAGCUCGUGCGCGUGAACCAGUCGGACUUCUUCGGCAACAUGCUCAACUCAUACUCGAGCGACGUGUACAAGAAAUGGCAGAAGCUUGGCAAGCGACGUGACCACGAGGAGUGGGAGAUGUGGCCGUCGAUGGUCAACGCGUAUUAUAACCCGCCCGGGAACGAGAUCGUGUUCCCGGCUGGUAUUCUUCAGCCUCCGUUCUUCUCCCAGGACUGGCCUGCGUACAUGGCAUAUGGCUCCUUCGGCAUGGUCGCGGCCCAUGAGCUUACGCACGCGUUCGAUUCGGCCGGACGAAUGUACAACCAGCAGGGCAAGCUCGAAGAGUGGUGGACCAACGCGACCAGCGCGGCGUUCAACGAGCGCGCGGAGUGUAUCUCCAAGCAAUACUCGAACUAUACCGUGGACGACGGUAAAGGCGGCGUGGUCCACGUGAACGGCAACCUCACGUCGGGAGAGAACAUCGGAGACAGCGGUCUCAUUCAGUCCUACCGCGCGUGGAAGGCGCAGUACGCCGACUCGUUGCGGAACGGAAACGAAUAUGUUCUGCCUGGCCUCGGCUUCACCAAGGAUCAGCUGUUCUUCAUCUCGUUCGCGCGGACGUGGGCACAAAACAUCAAGCCCGCCUCAGCUGUUGCACGCGUGCGUACCGAUCCUCACUCGCCCAACCGCUACCGGACCGACGGUACUGUGUCUAACAUACCUGAGUUCGCGAAAGCGUUCAAUUGUUCUGCGAAAGCCAAGCUCAACCCGCCCGACUCGGAGCGUUGCUUGCUCUGGAACUAAACCAAUUCCCGUCUCGCCGAAGGAAAAACCGAGAGUCGGAGCGAAGAUCAUAUGCAGAGCCCCGCGGUGUAAGAUAUACAAUACAAGGACAUGCGCGAGCUGCAUUUGGUUUGUACUACCGAAAUAUCUAUAAGACACCUUUUGUGCUUGGCACGUCGUUCCCGCCUGUGCGCUCGAUCGCUUGCCGGAUAGCGAUAGCGAGCGCCUUGAACGCGGAUUCUGCCCGAUGGUGGUCGUUCUGGCCACGCAGCACGUCGACGUGGAGCGUCACGCCGGAGGCCAUGGCAAACGAGUAGAAGAUGUGCGGGAACAUCUCGGUGGAGAGGUCACCGAUCUUUUCUCGUUUGAGGCCAAGGUCGGUGAAGCAGUAUGGACGAGAGCAGAUGUCGAUCACUGCGCGGGAUAAGGCCUCAUCCAGAGGCGCGAAGCCCGUGCCAUAGCGGCGGAUCCCCCGAACUUCGCCCAGCGCCUGCUUGAAUGCCGUGCCUAGAGCGAUCGCGCUGUCUUCUGCUGUGUGGUGGUCGUCGAUGUGCAGAUCACCCUGGCACUUCAUCGUGAGCGACAUGCCGCUGUGCUUCGCGAGGGCAUGAUACAUAUGGUCGAGGAAACCGAUCCCGGUGGAGACAUCGAUGACCUGCGCGUUCUGGGUGCCCGGUUGGCAGUCGAGGUUGAUGGAGACCUCGAUCUGUGUCUCGGCCGUGUUGCGGGUGAUGGUCGCCGUCCUGGCCGC
Molecule: messenger RNA, 3409 nt
Organism: Punctularia strigosozonata HHB-11173 SS5
Lineage: Eukaryota; Fungi; Basidiomycota; Agaricomycetes; Corticiales; Punctulariaceae
Product: Metalloprotease
Exons: 21
Coding region: 4-2679 (891 amino acids)
Biological process (GO): protein processing
Cellular component (GO): plasma membrane
Molecular function (GO): metalloendopeptidase activity
Source: RefSeq, a predicted model, not a curated record